Molecule: messenger RNA, 786 nt
Organism: Gastrolobium bilobum
Lineage: Eukaryota; Viridiplantae; Streptophyta; Magnoliopsida; Fabales; Fabaceae
Product: UPF0051 protein ABCI8, chloroplastic-like
Exons: 3
Coding region: 1-786 (261 amino acids)
Biological process (GO): iron-sulfur cluster assembly
Source: RefSeq, a predicted model, not a curated record
AUGGAUAUUGCCAUUUGCUCUGAUUUGGUUAGAAAGUACUUGGGGAGAGUUGUGCUUAGUGGGGAUAACUAUUUUGCAGGUUUGAAUUCAACAGUUUUUAGUGAUGGAUCCUUUUGUUACAUUCCUAAGGAUACUAAGUGCCCUAUGCAGAUUUCAACUUACUUUAGGAUCAAUGCUUUGGAGACUGGCCCUUUUGAGAGGACCUUGAUUGUUGCAGAUGAUAUUUGUUUUGUGGAGUAUUUGGAGGGAUGUACUACACCUUCUUAUGAUAGGAACCAACUUCAUGCUGCUGUUGUGGAAUUGUAUUGUUCUGAAGAUGCAGAAAUUAAAUACUCCACUGUACAGAACUGGUAUGCUGGGGAUGAGGAUGGGAAUGGAGGGAUAUACAAUUUUGUCACAAAGAGAGGACUUUGUGCUGGGGCACACUCUAAUAUAUCAUGGACACAAGUGGAAACAGGAUCAGCUAUUACUUGGAAAUAUCCCAGUGUUGUUUUGGACGGAGAUGCUACUGUUGAGGCAAUCAAAUCAAAGGCACAGAAUGCUAGAAACUCCUCUCAGUGUAACUCAAUGCUUAUUGGUGAUAAAGCAGCUGCCAAUACAUAUCCUCACAUCCAGAUCGUGAACCUUUCAAUUGGUGCUUUCAUUGCCCUCAUCUUUUCUGCUAUGGCUGAAAACACACACAUGCGUGAUUUACAACAACGCUUAGACACCUUGGAGCAACAAUUUCGUGCUGCUGAAUUGGUCCAUGAACAACAAUACCAGGGCCUCCAAGAGUCUAAUACAUAA